AUGCCCGCUUCACAAACUGGAUUUGGAAACUUCUUCUUGGAGAGGAACAUCAACAUGCCGGCUGGAUAUCAGAUCCCGGUGCUGGGCUGCUCUCCGGGUGUGCAGCAGCAGCAGCAGCUGGCGGCGAUGGCUGCUGGAGUUCCUUUAACGUACUCAGGACUACAAGGAUACAACUUUAUACCUUAUCCACACCACAGGCAUAUCACACAUAUGAGUAAUGGCUUCGACCUGAAGGCCGCCUCUCACUACCAUCACGCGCUCCUUGCUCGUGGAGGAGCUUUCUACCCCCCGUACCGCCCCGGAGCAGCUGAGGAUCCCGGCAGAGUCGCCAAGGUGGCCACCCGAGAGAGCACCGGCGCUCUGAAGGCUUGGCUAAACGAGCACCUGAAGAACCCGUAUCCAACCAAAGGCGAGAAAAUCAUGCUCGCCAUCAUCACCAAAAUGAGCCUGACGCAGGUCUCCACCUGGUUCGCCAACGCGAGGCGACGCCUGAAGAAGGAGAACCGAGUGAGCUGGGCGUCCAAGGGGAAGUCAGACGAGGAGGAGGAGGAGGAUGAGGAGCAGGAGGGAGAGAGUGAUGAUGAGGACAGCUCGCUGCAGAAAUGUCACCUGGAUGACCGGGAUGAGGAAGAGGCGCAAAAUGAGCGCGCAGACACGCACGAGCAGGUGGAGAGCGAAGCACCUGUGGAGGUGACGCAGCAGCAGCAGAGCAGCGAGGACAGAGAACUUACUCUAGUGAAGAAAGUGGAAAACUCUGAGCACACGCCCUCUGCUCUGGAGAGUAAAGACAACAAUGUGAACCAGAAACCAAAAAUCUGGUCUUUGGCUGAGACCGCCACCUCAGACACUGUGAGGAAACCCACGGACAGUAUUUACCACCCGGCAGGGAAACUGUGGGCAGAGUGGGCUUCUAGGAACGGCCUGUUUGUUCCUUCAUACACCACUCAUGAAAUCAUCUGA
Messenger RNA from Cheilinus undulatus (humphead wrasse), 960 nucleotides. It is a transcript of the gene irx7, whose product is annotated as iroquois homeobox 7. Gene Ontology annotation, molecular function: DNA-binding transcription factor activity, RNA polymerase II-specific; RNA polymerase II cis-regulatory region sequence-specific DNA binding. The coding region runs from base 1 to 960 and encodes 319 amino acids. NCBI's taxonomy places the organism in Eukaryota, Metazoa, Chordata, Actinopteri, Labriformes, Labridae. Gene Ontology annotation, cellular component: nucleus. Gene Ontology annotation, biological process: neuron differentiation; cell development; regulation of transcription by RNA polymerase II. The record is from RefSeq and is a predicted model, not a curated record. The transcript is spliced from 2 exons.